AUGAUCAUGAAUAACUUCAUUGCAACAUUUGGCGUGCUUCUCUUGUUUUGGUUUCUAUUAGCAGCCACUUCCAUCUUUAGCUCAACUGAUGGACAACCACCAACUGGUUUUAUUUGCAGUGAAAAGGAAAAAAGAGCCCUUCUAAGCUUCAAACAAGGUCUCACAGAUCCUACAAACUGGCUAUCGUCGUGGUCUACACAUCAAGACUGCUGUCAAUGGACAGGAGUCCGCUGCCACAAUGUAACAGGCAGAGUCAUCAAGCUCCACCUCAGUCCAUAUGAUCCCGACAUAGAGCAUUCUUCCGAGUUGCGUGGCAAUAUUACAACCUUAUUGCUCGAAUUAAAAUUUCUAAGAUCCUUGGAUUUGAGCUGGAAUAAUUUUGGAGGCGCGACUAUCCCAAGUUUCUUGGGUUCUAUUACAAGUUUAAGAUUUCUGAACCUGUCAAGUGCAAACUUUGAGGGGGCAAUUCCUCAUCAGCUUGGCAAUCUCUCGAGCCUUUGCGAUCUUAAUCUUGGUAGAAAUACACUUUAUGUUGAUAAUCUUAGUUGGAUUACUCGCCUUCAUUCCUUGGAAUACCUUGACAUGAGUUACGUUGAUCUUCACAAAGCAACUGAUUGGCUUCAAGUGGUGAGCAUGCUUCCUUCCCUUUCACAACUUCAUCUCUCCAAUUGCCAACUUGACAAAAUGAUUCCACCUCUUGGGCAUGUUAAUUCUACGUCUCUUCAAGUCCUUGAUUUAUUUGAGAACCGUUUGAAUUGCAAGAUGCCUAAUUGGCUGUUUAAUCUCAGUAGUAGUCUUCAUUUUCUUGAUCUGACCAUCAAUUCUCUAUACGGUCACGUACCAGAUGAGAUUGGCCAGUCGAAAUAUCUUGAAUAUCUUUCCCUUUCUUUAAACUCAUUGUCUGGUACCAUUCCUAGAUCUAUGGGAAACUUAUCAUCCUUGAGGGUAUUAGAUCUUUCUAAUAAUCAACUGAAUGGCACUCUUCCGAAGAGUCUUGGGCUUCUUCCAAGUCUAGAGGUUUUAUACGUUGGAAAUAAUACCUUAGGAGGCAUUGUUUCUGAAGUGAAUUUUGCUAGACUCUCAAAAUUGAAAAAUCUGGAAAUGUUUUUGAACUCUUUCGUCUUCAAUUUCAGCUCCAAUUGGUUUCCUCUCUUUCGACUUGAGUAUCUUACAAUGAGUUCCUGCAACUUGGGACCAAAAUUUCCGGCAUGGCUACGAACACAAACUUCUAUUAAGCUGUUAGACAUUUCGCGUUCAGGAAUUUCUGAUGUAGCUCCAGACUGGUUUUGGAGUUUGGCUUCACGCAUAGAAUUGAUCAAUCUCUCUGACAACAGGAUCAGUGGUGAUGUAUCAACCGUCUUGCUAAACUCUAGUGAAAUUGAAAUGAGUUCUAACUGCUUCAAAGGCCAAUUGCCACGUCUAUCUCCAAAUGUUAAAGUGUUGAAUAUGGCAAAUAACACUCUUUCCGGACCUAUUUCCUCUCUUCUGUGCCGGAGGGUGAACAGAAACAAUACCUUAGAGGUUCUGGACGUGUCAAAUAACCUUUUAUCAGGUGAACUUUCUAAUUGCUGGAUGUAUUGGCAAUCGUUGACCCAUUUAAACUUGGGGAGCAAUAACCUGUUCGGUAAAAUUCCCACUUCAAUGAGUUAUUUAUCUCAACUCAAAUCAUUGCACUUGCGUGAUAAUAGCUUCUUUGGAGAGAUACCCUCGUCGUUGCAAAAUUGCACUGUAUUGGGGCUCAUUGAUUUAGGUGAAAAUGAAUUUACGGGAGUCAUACCAAGCUGGAUGGGAGAAAGAGCAACUCUAAUAGUUCUUCGCUUGAAAUCCAAUAAAAUGACGGGUAAUAUUCCUCCACAAAUAUGUCAGCUUACUUAUCUUAUAGUUCUGGAUUUUUCCAACAAUAGCCUAUCAGGAACUGUUCCAAAAUGUUUGAAUAAUAUCAGUGCGAUGACUGUAAUAGAUACUAGAGAUUCUACCUCAUAUUCUUAUGAAGCUUUGGAGUAUGGCUAUGACUAUGGCUCCUACUUGGAGACACUCUGGUUGGUCACAAAAGGGAGGGACUCGGAGUACAGAGCCAUUCUUGGACUUGUUAGGAGCAUAGACCUUUCAAGUAAGAUACCAGAGAAAAUCGGGGGCAUGACAACGUUGGAAUCCCUUGAUCUUUCAAACAAUUAUUUGUCAGGUGAAAUUCCUCGGAGCAUGUCUAAUUUGACAUUUCUUAGUUACUUGAAUUUGUCAUACAAUAACUUGUCCGGAAUAAUCCCUUCAAGCACACAGCUUCAAAGCUUUGGUGAAGCUAGUUUCAUCGGCAAUGAUGAAGUUUGUGGGGCUCCUCUCCCAUAG
Messenger RNA from Cornus florida, 2343 nucleotides. Its product is annotated as receptor-like protein EIX2. The coding region runs from base 1 to 2343 and encodes 780 amino acids. The transcript has 2 exons. The record is from RefSeq and is a predicted model, not a curated record. NCBI's taxonomy places the organism in Eukaryota, Viridiplantae, Streptophyta, Magnoliopsida, Cornales, Cornaceae. Gene Ontology annotation, molecular function: protein binding.